Molecule: messenger RNA, 255 nt
Organism: Acanthocheilonema viteae
Lineage: Eukaryota; Metazoa; Nematoda; Chromadorea; Rhabditida; Onchocercidae
Source: the annotation of a GenBank genome assembly
AUGAUCCCGCGCGACGAGGAAAAUCCUGUUCAGUGGAUCGAACUACCGGUGGAAAUGCUAAAACGUACUCCGUUGGAAGUAAGUUUAAUAAAAAAAGGCGAUGGUGUGAAUUUGGAACAACUAAAUGAUACAGCUGAAAAGAAGCUAAAAAAUAAGUGUGAAAAAGAAGAUGAAGAUGAUACAUUAUUUAAUGUAGAUCCUUUGAUGCCUGAUAUGGAUUUACCAUCUCUUCGUUUAAAUACCAAAACGGAAUGA